UUCACAUUUCGUGUCUGAAGUACAAAAGAUCUGGUAUAUAUUAUUUACCGGGUAGGAUUCUUAAAAUAACCCAUUGGGGGUGUGUCCAGCAAGUUAGAUCUAUAGCCAACUGGGAAGUGCAAUUACUUCAAACAGCUCACAUGUACAGUGAUACACACAUGUACAGGACAGUGUUGUAUCAGUUUUCUAUAUCUACCACACAUAUAUUGACACACUGUUGUAUAAUAUGUGCCUCUGGCCUUCUGGGACAUUAUUACUUGUGAGAAAUUUCACUCUCAGUGGUAUACUCAUUAUAAUGUGAUAUUAAUUAUGUGGAUCAGGAUAUAUGGCGAGUACUGAAUAAAUUACCUUAGGAUUUUUACCUGGUGUAUACACACACCUAGCUGUAGAAUCUGCCAAGCAAAGACAGGGAAAUAUGGACAGAGACAAAGACUUUUCUAGAAUAGCCAUGGAACCCGUGUUUCAUGUGGAACAAAAUCCAGCUGGCAGUAGACACAGGUCUGAUAAUGGUGAUUUUGACAAUGAUGGGAGGCAUGUAAAAACACGUAAUUCCAGCAGUGAUGGGGGAGGUACACUGGUACGAAAAAGACGCAAGUCAUCACGCCUUCGUGGAGAAGAUGGUCAGUAUGAUGACUGGGAUGAGGACGAAUCAGAGAUGUUGCCAAGUUUACGAUUCCAACAACGAUCUCGUACAAAAUCACUGAAACAGCGACAUCGGGAACUGCAAGAUGAACAUGUACAAACUCACAACAAUAAACCACAGACACUACGGGAACGUUAUGCCGAGAUGAAGGAACGAGAGGAAGUGACAGCCGGCAAUCUAGCUGGCUUGAUGAGGGCCAGACGUAGUAACGACAUAGGGUUGAGAGACUCCACUCUGACCAGGAUGAAUAGGCUGAACAUGGGCAAGGAAUCCAAGACUUGGUUCCGGGUAAAACGAGGAGGCAAGGAAGUGAUGCAGCACUUCACUAUAUGGCUGAGUGUGUUCAAAGAAAUUGAGGGCUCCUAUGGAACAGCCAUUAUGACCUACUUUCGGUUUAUAAAGUGGUUGAUGUUUCUUAACUUCUAUAUUAUGAUAAUAAUGUUUGGAGUGAUCACAGUGCCAUAUUUGGCCCUGGGGCCCUACAAGUUUGAGGAAUCUGUUAGCCCCGAGGUUGGGGGAUACCUCCAGUCUGUCAACUGUACGCUGGACUACGUUGACUAUAACAUCAACUAUACAAAUUCAGAAUCCACAUUUGAGAAGGUCCUCGAUGUUCUACAGGGAACGGGUUGGAUGGAGAGGAGGCUUCUUUUCUAUGGAGUGUACUUCAACAAGACUUACAAUGCUGGGGACGAUAAAGAGGUCUACAACAUGAGCCUGGCCUAUCUACUGGCUGUAGGAGCCAGCUUUGUCAUCAGUUUUCUUCUACUUGUCAAAAAUUCUGCUAAGAAUGUAAAGGUGACCCUGGGGAUAGAGAAGACAGUGGCUCAGUACAGUAAUAAAGUGUUUGCUGGCUGGGAUUACUGUAUCAAAGAAGAAAGGGGUGCAAACACUAAACAGGCCUACAUUAAGACGGAUAUGAAGGCUGACCUUCAGGAGCAGAGGCUCAAGCUCAAGCUGUCCAAACAGACAAUGAAGGACAAAUGCCAGCUGUAUAUGAUUCGUAUCGUGAUCAACAUCCUGGUGCUUGCUCUCCUAGGGGGCGCCUGCUACCUCAUCAUCUUUACCACAGAGAAAAUGUUGGAUUUAUUAAAGAACGACCUAUCCGACAUUCUGGCCCUCUUUGUACAGUAUGUGCCAUACAUUACCAUCACAGCGCUCAACCUUAUGCUGCCUUUUGUCUUUCAAAAGCUAGCUCAAUUUGAACGCUACUUCCAUGAAAAUGAGAUAAAAAUCACAUUAACAAGAUCCAUCUUGUUACGACUGGCCUCCCCAAUUGUACUGAUAGUUAUCCUGUAUCGGCAGCUGAUUGGAGAGGGGGAGGAGGAAGAUCUUGGGCGGUGUGGCAAUACUCGCUGGUCAACCAGCUCUGGGGGCACUGUUAAGGGCAAUGUCAAGUGCUGGGAGACGUACGUGGGACAGCAGAUCUACAAGCUGGUAUUGUUAGACUUGAUUGUGGAGACUGGCAUUGUGCUAUUUGUACACCUGCCACGCAGGUUGAUAUUUAAUAAGUUUAGUUCAAAAAGUAAGCUGGUCAAACUGAUUGGAGCUCAGGAGUUCAGUGUCCCUAUCAAUGUGGUGGACAUUAUAUACAGUCAGAUCCUCUGCUGGUUGGGUUUGUUCUUCAGUCCUAUCAUUCCCUUCAUGGCAUUCGUCAAGUGCUUCCUUUUCUUUUAUGUCCGAAAGUUUUCCUUAUCCAAUAGUCAUAUGGAAGAUCGUCCCUUCAGGACAUCACGCUCCAACUCACUGUUCAUGACAGUGUUACUGCUAUCCUUUAUAUUGGCGGUACUCCCGAUUGGCUACAUGAUUGGGAACAUCGCUCCUAGUCAGAGUUGUGGCCCUUUUCGUGUGUACAACUCUACAGAGAGUGUGAUGUUUGAUACGAUUACCAACACUGUACAACAAUGGCCACCAGUUGCCAGGGAGAUUUUCUACUUUGUGGGUACAGCAGGAUUCCUUGUUCCGGUUAUCAUCGUUAUGUGCCUUAUAAUGUAUUACUAUUGGCUGCUGGGGUCGGGCUACAAGAGGACAGAGAAACUACUUCAACACCAAUUAGUACUGGAGGGACGAGAUAAAAACUACCUCCUGGGACGAGUGAAAGAGUACCAACUCCUGCGGCCAAGGGAUGACAGCGAGGAUGUAUUUGACUUUCUGCAGACAGAUGUACUAGCAGGCACUUAACAAAUAUCAUUAAUCUCCUCUUACUUUGUAAGGGAAAACGUCUCACAUAUACUCAGGGUAGGGUCAAAUCUACAAUUCUUAAUGUAUUUAAAACGGUGCUUCUCUUAUGUGUAUCUAGAAGGUUCAGUAGCAGUGAAGGAAACCAGUAUAUGUUUUAUGUAAAGAGAGUUUAUCUUGUUAAAACAAUGUCAACAUUUGUAUUUUCAUGGAUACAGGACAUUUGUUGUUUUGUAAUAUUUCAUGUAUAUAUGGCAUUAAAUUAAAAUCAAAUGAUUUAUUUUAACAUAUUAACAAAAUGCAGUACAUUUUUUUAUUGUAAAUUACAAUGAUUUAUCUAUAUGGAAUCUGAAGUGUAUCAUCAAUGUUCCUUUACUUAAACAUUUUCAUACGAAAGCAUUGUUCUGAUUCAGGAAAAAUCUGAGUUAAGGAAUUUUGCUCAAAUUCUGAAAUGCUUACCUUAAAUUUUAUGUUAAGGAACAUUGAUGAAACUAUUUGUUUAUAUUAGUGUAUAUUUCAACUAAAAAACAAGCUUAUCCGAUCAUGCAUGAUGGUAGUCAAAUAUGUCACUGAGGACUUGUAAUCAUUGUAUUUUCUGCAACAUUGCAAAUUGCUAUGAUAUGUUUUAUUGAUGUGAAGAAAAUAAUAACAAAAAAGGAUUUCAGAAACAGGCAGAUGCCUAGUAUGCCAUAUACUAAAGAAUUAGUAAGUUGGAAAUACUUGUGCCCGAUCCCCAAUGUCCUUGUUUAUGACAAAUACAAAUAUAUGUUUAAACUAAACUAUUCUGGAAAUGAAAUGUUUGGAACGGUUAGUUUAUUGAAAGUGAGAUUAAAACUGCUCGAGUAUGAUUUGGGCAGAUAUACAAGAAUUAAUUGGAAUGUCCAUUUAUUGGGCAAACUGGUGUUGUUGACAACUGUAAACUUUUUUUGUAUUUUAUAACAGUUGUGAAACAACUUAUACCAACUAAUAUUAAUCACACUUGUUGGCCCAGAUGAAGGUCUGCAGGGGGUCUUACUAUUGAAGGAAAUUGAAGUAGCUGGUGAAAACCAAAGUAGUCUAAGGUAGGUGGUCCCCAGGUCUUCCCAAUUAAUCUGGGGAUUGAACCCAAGUCGCCUAGGUUAAAGGCCAGUGUGUUACCGCUGUACCAACCAACAAAUCCCCACCACCCUUGUUGAAAAGAGUUUGUAUGGUAUAUUGUACUCCUGAAGUGUUCCAUAGAUUUCAAGGAGUCUUAGUUUACUUAUCAUUAUGCAAGAUAGUUAUGUGCUCAAAGUAGUUAUACAUUGAUAUGGUGUUUUUUUUUUUGUCGCUUAUCCAAUGAAUAUUAACGCAUUAAAGAAAGGUGUUCAUUCUGCUGUUUGUUACCAAUGAACAUUAUUUUUCAUUUCAUUAAAAUUCAGUCUAUGUACUGCAUCAGACAAUAUGUUUGCAACAGAGAAUUGUUUUAUCUUAUUCUGCUGUUGUACAAUCUGUUUCAUGUAUUUUUAUAUUAUAUACAUACAAAAUUUACUAUCAUAUGUUCAUCUUUGUAUUAUUCUAAUUUUGUUACAAUAUUUCAUAUUCAUUAUAUGUUGGUUAUUAUUAACUGUGCACGGCACUGAUUUGUUUUUCACAUUAAUGCAUUUACUUUUAACGGUAAUCUCAAGUCUUCCUCUUCACAAUUUAAAUGUCUUUCAUAGUGAAACAUGCAAUUCAUGUUCUGGAUCUUUUCCCCAGAACAAUAAGUUGAAAUAAUUCAUUAUAUAUAUUUACUGUAUGUAGUUUUAAUGUCACAGGUAACGAAGCGAGACCCCCAUCUUAUCCUCAAAAUUCAAGGGGGUACAAUCAACGUUAAGAGGAGGUAACUAAUUGGGGACCCUUGGAUUUUGAAGUUGUACUAUCUGUACUACAAAAACCAUUAUUACGGAACAUUCCUGCUCUCCUCAUAUGAUGUAUGUCAUGUUAUUUAUGGCAAUAUAGAUAGUAUUUACAUCUGUAAGCACAUACUUCAUUAUACAUCAAUAAUCAAUUGAUUAAUAUGAACAUAUUAAAUAAAAUUAUUUUUCUACAGGUUCAA
This is a messenger RNA of Pecten maximus, 4874 nucleotides long. RefSeq names its product transmembrane channel-like protein 7. The transcript is spliced from 19 exons. The record is from RefSeq and is a predicted model, not a curated record. Bases 416 to 2821 code for a protein of 801 amino acids. Gene Ontology annotation, cellular component: plasma membrane. Gene Ontology annotation, molecular function: mechanosensitive monoatomic ion channel activity. NCBI's taxonomy places the organism in Eukaryota, Metazoa, Mollusca, Bivalvia, Pectinida, Pectinidae.